Penaeus chinensis is the source of this 1866-nucleotide messenger RNA. RefSeq lists its product as uncharacterized. The record is from RefSeq and is a predicted model, not a curated record. The transcript has 9 exons. The coding region runs from base 244 to 1368 and encodes 374 amino acids. NCBI's taxonomy places the organism in Eukaryota, Metazoa, Arthropoda, Malacostraca, Decapoda, Penaeidae.
AUCCGGAGCUUUACGGCAGAGCGCGGGAAACAGCCUGAAAUAAGGGGAGAAAAGUUGUCUCUAGCGGACGUUUGCGGAGACGAGCGAGCGAAGUUAGCGGGAAGGCGCUAAGGAGCGAGAGAGCGAGCGGAAUCCACUGAUUUUUUAUCUGGUGUUUUGUGGUAGUGAGCGAAGACCACAUUCAUAAAUACAUUUGUCUUGCCCAUCGCAUAAAGAUCUUCAAUUAUUCCAAAGGCCACAACCAUGUUUUUCGAAACAAUCUUGAGCAUUUCGGCGUUGCAGAUAGUCGCUUCGCAGUCCAUUCAGGUGUCGCCAUCUUACAGUGGUGGCAGCGUAGCUUUCCCUCACUACGUCACUCAGUACGGCAAAGACCUGCUUGUGGCCGAGACUUCAGAACAAGUAGUCAAGGCUGUACCUACUCCGAACCAGGUCCCUCGCUCUUCAUACCGCUCAACCGACCCCAGUCAGAUCCGGAAGAGUGGCUCUGGCUUCGGCGUGCUUUCGGACGUGUAUCAGCCUCUGAAUUACGACGAAGACGACUCCAAGCUGGACGCAUCGCAGUACGACCUCUUUCCAGAUACGCCGGAGACCACCGCCCCGCGACAGAACUACGGCGCCCCCAACCUCGGCGUGCCUAAGAGCGGAAAUCGCAACCAAACAGCUAGGUUCUUCACCCUUAACACCGGCAGACAGACCCUAGACCUGGGCCUGAGCUUCACCGUGCCCUUCCUGUCGAUCCCCAUGACCUCCCUGGCCUCGAUGAGCAGCGACCUCACGGCCUCCACCACCUCCGCCCUCAGCUCCCUGCUGGCGAUCAACUGGCCCUCCGUCCUUGCCGUUGGGGGCGCCGUGCUCCUGGCCACGCUCCUCCUGCCGCAGCUUAUGACCUUCCUCGCCUCUUUCACCUCGGCCCUGAGGCUGGGCGGGGCGGCCGGCGCGGGCGGGUAUAAAGGGCAGGACGCCGAGCCAGCCUUCGGGUAUGGGGCGCCCUCGUCUUACGCUAGAAACCUCGAGACAGGAGAAGGCCUGCUCCCCGUCACGCCCUUCACCUCCAUCCUGAACCAGCUGGACGACGCCCUGGCGCAGUACGACCUGGACUCCACCUCCUGCCUCCAGCGCGCCGUCUGCUCCUACGUCGCCUCCUCCGACGCCAGCGUGAGCGAGGGAGACGCCGGGGCUACGGAGAUGAUUGUCUCGGGACUAGCCAGGAGCCAGCUGUUGGAGGUCAUGGUAGGUCACUCGUCCUUCACACAGGCGGUGAAGAUGGGUCGCUCUGGAGGAAGCUGUCAACUGCAGUACCCGAAGUGCCCGUUUUCCCUUGGCGGUGUCCUCAGGUUCCUCUCGACGUAUGCCACGCUCACCAGCUGAGGAAGGGCGUAGGGAGGAGGUAUUUUGAGGAGGAUUGGAGAAAGAUUAGAGUAAAGGUGGAAGAGAGGAAGGAAGAGGAGGAGGUGGAGGAAAAGCUCGAAUGAAGUGGAACUGCAAGAGAGAAAAUGGGAAAGGAAAAUGGUUGUGAAUGUUGAAGUGGAUUCCAUUUUCUUUCGUUUUUUUUUCGUUAUAGGCGGUCUCUUCUAUGCUCAACCAAGAAUAAUGGCAAGUUUACUUGCAAAUUGAUCUCUCUUGUUACACUUUUUUAUCUGUUCGGUUAGCUUGUUUGCACAGAUAAAUAUAUUGAUUAUAUUUAGGAUGUUUUAGGAUAUUUUCCUUAACAGAAAACGGGAAUUUGCUUCCGUUUUCUUUUGUAGUGAAGAGAAAACGGGAUUUACCCGACUUUUCUUCCUCAUUACCAUAUUGUUUUCCGUUUGCAAUUAAUUAUUUAUCAGCAUUUACUUUCUCUGUUAAGUCACAUAUAAAUGUAUCAAUGAU